AGUCAAGAAAUGUUGCUGCUAUGGUUUUUUCUUCCGUUGACUCUGGCUCAGAUUGAUACUCCGUAUGAUUGUGGUGCUCAUGGAUAUUGUUAUCCCGCCAACAGAACAUCGGCAACAACUUGUUCUGAAUGUACGUGCUCCGAUGAAUCAACUCAAACUUCUGAUACAACUUGUACCGCUCCAACGAGUUGUUCACCGAAUCCGUGUACACUUUCUAAUCAGCAAUGCAAUAUGGUUAAUGACAUUCCAACGUGCACAUGUGCUGUCGGGUACACAGGAACUGACUGUACUAUGUUGACAAGUGACCCGUGCUCGCCGCAACCGUGCUUACAAAAUGGAGUUUGCUCUUCUUCGGGUGGGACUUAUAGCUGUGCAUGUGCAACCGGAUUCUUUGGGGAACAAUGUCAAUACUCCGGUGAUCCCUGUUCAGGCUACUGUUCUAAUGGUGGAACUUGUGAAAUGUUGUUCAGUGACACAACCCCAUAUUGUCAAUGCCCAUUUGAUUACUACGGGGAUAAAUGCCAAACAACAAGAAGUGUUCAAACUUCUUACGUCGGAUGUUUUGAUGAUUCAAGUGCAUCAUUCAGUGACUAUUAUGUUUACUCAACAACUAUAACUACUGGAACUGAUUGUAGAGAUGCAUUGAUAUCAUAUCGAGAGGCUAAUCCAACUUCUAAUUAUGCAUAUUCAACAAUGAGCGGUACAACAGGCGAAUGUCUUUUCUCAACUGCAAAUGCUCUCACAGAUCCACCAACUGGAGGAGGACUACUUGUUGCACUUCUUAAUGCACUUCUUUCAACUUGUGCAUAUUCUAAUUUAAACUCUGGUUUUGCUGCCGUCUACUCAUUGAACGAUUUAUGUACACCUGAACCUUGCGGAGAAGCUGCUGGAAAUGGAAAAUGUAUUCAAACAUCUGCAACCGCUUACACAUGUCUUUGCAAUCCAAUAAAAACUGGAUCAGCAUGUCAGAGUGAUGCAACUCUAACACCUUGUGCUUCUAUUGAUUGUGGAGUUGGAACAUGCGGAGUUACAGAUGAUCAGAUUGGAUACUAUUGUCUCUGUGCAAGCACAAAUCAAACUGUCGCCUGUGUUGGAAAUCCAUGUACAUCUGAACCAUGUCUCUACGGCGGAACAUGUUCGGAUCUCGGAAAUGGAAGUUACUCUUGUGCUUGUCUCAAUCUUUAUAUGGAUACAAACUGUGAAACGUUCGAUUCAUGUUAUAUAAAUAAAUGUGAAAAUGGUGGAACAUGCGUUCCUACAUACAACCUAUUAGAUUCCACGUUCACUUGUCAAUGUACACCUGAUUGGAAGGGAACAUAUUGUGAAGAAGAACGAUAUUAUUGCGAUGAAACUCCAUGCGAGAAUGGAGGGGAAUGUGAAGAUAUCAUUGGUCCUCCAAAUAGUUACAACUGCACAUGUACUCCGCAAUGGACUGGAUUUAAUUGUACAAUUGACGUUGAUGAAUGUGUUGAAGAUACCACAUUGUGCAAAACAAAAGAUCCAGAUGCAACUUGUGUGAAUACAAAUGGAAGUUAUUAUUGUGUCUGCAGUCCAAACAUGUUUGGAAAAUCUUGUCUUUUUAAUAAAAUCAUUUAUCAAAUUUUAAAUGCAACUUAUGGUGAUCUUGGACCAGAUAAACUAGAUGAGAUGGCUCAAGAGCUGACAAAUGAUCCUACUCUAGUAAGAGAUAUUGUUCCAUUUCUGAUUGGUGGUUACAGUCUGGAAGUUAGAACUAGUCUUUCCUGGACUGCAGCAGAUAUGUUCUUGUGGGUUGCCUAUGAGCAACAGUUGAUUGAUUUGAACUCCAACUUUGUUCAAUGGAAUGAUAAGGUGCUUGGUAAUUGUUUUACAUUCAAUCAUAUGAAUUCUUCAUUUAAAUACGAAGCAAGAUCAUCUGGAUAUCCGGGUGGUUUGGAAAUGCAAAUGAAUGUAAAACAAGAUGAAUAUCUUCCGUGGACUGAAACAGCAGGAGUUAUGGUUUUUACGUCAACAAAAGAAGAAGCUGUGACGUCAGAGUCUGUUAGAAUCAAUACUGCUCCACAUUUUGAAUCGAGAAUUGCAAUCAAUAGGGUUGACUACUACCGUCUUGGAGGCAGAUAUGGAGUAUGCAUCAAUUCAGUGAGUGAGGUGAAAUCAUAUUAUUAUGAUGGAGAUUAUACAACAGAUGGUUGUCUCAGAUCUUGUUAUCAAGAUGUGGUGAAUGGAGAUUGUGGUUGUAUGGACCCUAGGUAUCCUAUGCCAAAUGAUGGGAUUUCUUGUAGUAUUUCACAAAAAACAUGUAUUGAUGAGUUGGUAGAUUCAAGAGGAGAUCCAUCCACCUGGCCAGAAUGUACUUGUCCACUUCCAUGCUCCCAAACUGUCUACACUUCCAAACUGUCUAGGUUACCUUAUGUAAACAAGAUUGUUGACUGCGAAGAGGCGUACACCAAUAAAACUGCAUGUUAUGAAACAUUUUUGGAUUCUGUCAUUUUGAGAAUUUCUCUUCCAAAAUUGGAUUAUAUGAUUUACAGUGAAACACCUGCUAUGGAUCUCACAAAAUUCAUGUCUUAUUUGGGUGGUAUUUUGAGCAUUUUGAUAGGCGUCUCUAUAGUUUCAUUCGUCGAAUUAUUUUUCCUUUUUGUUCAACUUAUUGUCAUACUUUUGUUCAACAAACGUCUUUGAAUUGAUUUUAUUUAUUUUAAUUUAAUGAAUCUCGCCGGAAUGUUUGAUUUGUUGCUUGGUUUGGUUUGAAAAUUAUAUACAAAAAUAGUGGAUUAAAUGA
Molecule: messenger RNA, 2761 nt
Organism: Caenorhabditis elegans
Lineage: Eukaryota; Metazoa; Nematoda; Chromadorea; Rhabditida; Rhabditidae
Gene: egas-4
Product: EGF-like domain-containing protein
Exons: 18
Coding region: 10-2661 (883 amino acids)
Biological process (GO): sodium ion transport
Cellular component (GO): membrane
Molecular function (GO): calcium ion binding; sodium channel activity
Source: RefSeq, marked reviewed